GAUCGCCGGAGCCCACCCGGCGAUGUGAAGCGCCAUGAUUUGGAUCCGACGAUGAACAAGGGUGGGUUAGGUUGUCUGUUUUCCAAAAAGUUCUAACCCCCGCUAGUGGGUGGGCACUAGCGGGGGUUAGGGUCAGACGAAUGUAACCCACCUUUGUUCAUCCUAGAACAAAUGAACAAGGGUGGGUUACAUUCGUCCGAAGCUAACCCCCGCUAGUGCCCACCCACUAGCGGGGGUUAGGCCUUUUUGAAAAAAAGCUGAUGUAACCCACCCUUGUUCGUCCAUGUCAAAGGAAGCAGAAAGUAAGCAGCCUGCUGAAGUCAGCAGCCGGGAUGCCAGCCCCGGCGGAUAUGAUCGGGCACGACCAUGCUUCUGAAGUGCAAAUAUUUUUGUAGAACUUUAUUCGCCACGGAGUGGUCGUCUCUUAGCAGGUAUCUUUCUCUUUGCUUUUGGGAAGAUGUCGGCCCAGCAGGACUUCUAGCAACAAAGAGAGGGAGGUGGCUGGUUGGGUGGUCGGUUGUGCGAGUGUUGCCCUUCGCUCCCAAUGGAUUAGUGCAAACAAAAGGACAGAGCAGUUGUUGCAGAAGCUGACCCAGAGCCAGCAGUCGACCCCGGCAAUUCAAGGCGCCGCGGGCUCUGCAGCGCUGGGAGGCCCUGUGGCGGAUGAGUAGAGGCAUGCC
Messenger RNA from Amoebophrya sp. A120, 680 nucleotides. Lineage: Eukaryota; Dinophyceae; Syndiniales; Amoebophryaceae. The record is from the annotation of a GenBank genome assembly.